This is a messenger RNA of Mollisia scopiformis, 567 nucleotides long. RefSeq lists its product as uncharacterized. Lineage: Eukaryota; Fungi; Ascomycota; Leotiomycetes; Helotiales; Mollisiaceae. The coding region runs from base 1 to 567 and encodes 188 amino acids. The record is from RefSeq and is a predicted model, not a curated record. The transcript has a single exon.
AUGCAGCAAGCAGACGAGGAGGCACGCCGCCAGAUCACCGAACCGGAGGAAGCUCGAGAGCCAAAUCUAUGGUUACGUCGCGUAGGGUGGGUCGAGCAUUUAGGAGCGUUUGAUCGGAAGGAAUUGCGGGAAUUGGUUGCCCCCGUCAAGGACGACGAGCUAGAGUUGGACGUAUUAUGCAAGGCGUUUGAUUGGUUGAUUCAAGACGCACAGUAUCAUUGCAUUCGACCGGUGGUUGGGUUAGAGGCAUUGUUUGAGGCGAACCGGAAAGAGGUAGACAAAGACAUCCGGAUGCCGUUUAAUAGUUGGAUAGACAUCACCACCGUGAAGGCGUACACAGAAGUGUAUAAGCAGUUGUUACGUUAUAUAUUCCGGUCCAAAGACAUUGAGCCCGAGAAGCGGCCGGGGUACGAGUUAACGGAAAGACAGCAGAUGUGUAUGGAAGACGUGUGGACGAGUAUUGAGGAAUUUGUAUGGUGGAAAGAGGAGCAGGCGGGAGGUUCUAGACGCGGGGUAGUGCAGGAGGGAGAAUCAGACGAAGAGAUCGAGUGGAUGGGCCGGAUUUAG